This is a messenger RNA of Leucoraja erinaceus (little skate), 852 nucleotides long. It is a transcript of the gene tppp2, whose product is annotated as tubulin polymerization-promoting protein family member 2. The transcript has 3 exons. The coding region runs from base 111 to 650 and encodes 179 amino acids. Gene Ontology annotation, cellular component: microtubule. Gene Ontology annotation, molecular function: tubulin binding. Gene Ontology annotation, biological process: positive regulation of protein polymerization; microtubule bundle formation; microtubule polymerization. NCBI's taxonomy places the organism in Eukaryota, Metazoa, Chordata, Chondrichthyes, Rajiformes, Rajidae. The record is from RefSeq and is a predicted model, not a curated record.
CUCCAGGUGUGCAGCCCCUCCAGGUGUGCAGGGUUCCCCCCCAGUGCCCGUUCAGUCACCACCUCACCACCAUCCCACCGCCGUGGGCACAGUGCCAGGUGUGCUAGGAGAUGGCGGACGCAGCGGGGUCGGUGUCCGAGCUGGAGAGGUCGUUCCGCAAGUUUGCCGUCCACGGCGACACCAAGGCGACCGGCCACGAAAUGUCGGGCAAGAACUUCGCCAAACUCUGCAAGGACUGCAAGGUCAUCGACGGCAAGACGACCACUGGCACCGACGUCGACAUAGUCUUCACCAAGGUCAAGGCCAAGUCAGCACGGGUGAUCACCUUCGAGGAGUUCAAGCAAGCGCUGAAGGAACUGUCUAAGAAGAGGUUCAAGAGCAUGGGGGAGGAGGAGGCUGUCGAGGCAGUCCAUGCCCUGGUUGCCGGCAAAGAGCCCGUUCUGGUGGGAGUAACGAAGGUGGCGAAAGCGGGCGCGGUUGACCGCCUGACCGACACGUCCAAGUUCACGGGCUCGCACAAGGAGCGCUUCGACCAGAGCGGGAAGGGGAGGGGGCGAGCGGGGAGAGAGGACCCGCUGGACAACACCGGCUUCGUGGCUGCUUACAAAGGCCAGGGGACCUACGACGACAAGGUGAAAGGAUCCAAGUGACAGGCUGGUGUCACUCAGGCCCUUCGGCCCAACAUGCUCCCCAUCUGUACUAGCCCCACCUGGCUUAUAUACCUCCAAACCUGCCCUAUCCAUGUACCUGUCUAAAUGUUCCCUAAACGCUGCGAUGGUCCCGGCCUCAACUACCUCCUCUGGCAGCUCUGUGUGGAAAAGUUACCCCUCAGGUUCCUAUUAAAUCUUUCCC